Messenger RNA from Antechinus flavipes (yellow-footed antechinus), 7103 nucleotides. It is a transcript of the gene RBFOX2, whose product is annotated as RNA binding fox-1 homolog 2. Gene Ontology annotation, biological process: nervous system development; regulation of alternative mRNA splicing, via spliceosome. Gene Ontology annotation, molecular function: mRNA binding. The coding region runs from base 273 to 1451 and encodes 392 amino acids. Gene Ontology annotation, cellular component: cytoplasm; nucleus. The transcript is spliced from 14 exons. NCBI's taxonomy places the organism in Eukaryota, Metazoa, Chordata, Mammalia, Dasyuromorphia, Dasyuridae. The record is from RefSeq and is a predicted model, not a curated record.
UUCCUUCAGCCAUCUGCCUGAGAUAUGGGAGGGAGCUGGAGAAAGAAGGAGGGGGAGAGACUGCCAGAGAGGAAGAGAAAAGAAAGGAAGAAACACUAGCGAGAAAAAGAAAGGAAAGCGGAAUAAAGGGAUAGAAACUACCCAGCCUCACGCAUCCAAGCUGGGGGGGGAGGGGGUGGGGGGGCCACAGGAAAAUCCGAGGUGGUGCUCGGCGCCGGCCCCGGCUGCUCGGGAGGCUUGUUUUCUUCCUGGUCCUCUGCCCCGUUUGGUUUAUGGAGAAAAAGAAAAUGGUAACUCAGGGUAACCAGGAGCCAACAGCCACUCCUGACGCCAUGGUUCAGCCAUUUACCACCAUCCCGUUUCCACCACCUCCACAAAAUGGAAUUCCCACAGAGUAUGGGGUGCCACACACUCAGGACUACGCAGGCCAGACCAGUGAGCAUAACCUGACGCUUUACGGAGGUACACAAACGCAUGGAGAGCAGAGUACUAACACAGCCAGCACGCAGAAUGGAGCUCUGACGCAGACAGAAGGAGGGGCACAGACAGAUGGACAGCAGUCACAGACACAGAGUAGUGAGAAUACUGAGAGUAAAUCUACCCCAAAACGAUUGCAUGUCUCCAAUAUCCCCUUCCGAUUCCGGGACCCUGAUCUCCGGCAGAUGUUUGGGCAGUUUGGCAAAAUCCUUGAUGUAGAAAUAAUCUUUAAUGAACGUGGCUCCAAGGGAUUCGGGUUCGUAACUUUCGAGAAUAGUGCUGAUGCAGACAGGGCCAGGGAGAAAUUACACGGCACCGUGGUAGAGGGCCGUAAAAUCGAGGUGAAUAAUGCAACAGCACGUGUAAUGACCAAUAAGAAGAUGGUCACACCAUAUGCAAAUGGUUGGAAGCUGAGCCCAGUGGUUGGAGCGGUCUAUGGCCCUGAGUUAUAUGCAGCAGCCUCCAGUUUUCAAGCAGACGUCUCGCUAGGCAAUGAUGCGACAGUGCCCCUGUCGGGAAGGGGGGGGAUCAACACUUACAUUCCGCUCAUCAUUCCUGGCUUCCCUUACCCCACUGCAGCCACCACAGCAGCCGCAUUCAGAGGAGCCCACCUAAGGGGCCGAGGGCGGACGGUGUACGGUGCAGUCAGAGCGGUACCUCCAACAGCCAUCCCUGCCUAUCCAGGUGUGGUUUACCAGGACGGAUUUUACGGUGCUGACCUCUAUAUAGACUCUGCAAACAGCUUCAGAUCGGACAGGGUGGAUAUGCAGCCUACAGAUAUGCACAACCUGCUACUGCGACAGCAGCCACAGCCGCUGCCGCCGCCGCAGCCGCUUACAGCGACGGUUAUGGCAGGGUUUAUACAGCAGACCCCUACCAUGCCCUUGCCCCUGCCGCUAGCUACGGAGUUGGCGCUGUGGCAAGUUUAUACCGAGGUGGCUACAGCCGAUUUGCCCCCUACUGAAGUGACGUGACCCCCUGCAGAUGGGACAGCCCCCCAUUCAUGAGGCCUGGCUAUUGCAAUAUUUACUCCUAGAGGAACUCUAUAGCAAGAUGAAGAGGAAAAACAAAAAAAACAAAAACACACAAAAAAAAACACAAAAAAAGAGAAAAUACUUUUUUAUACCUCACUAUGUUCUUUGAAUAUGUAUUUUUCCUUUAAAUUUCUGCCUUUAAUUCUUUUGUUCCAAAGAUUGUGCAUUUUUCUUUUUUUUUUUUUUUAACUGUGGUAAAAAAAAAAACGAUGCAUUUCCAUGUCUGUAUGUCCGUGCGUAGCUUAUUCUGCCAAUCACGGAAGAGGCAGUUAAUGAGGAAGGAAAGACUUUAGAAAGUGACCCAUUCAAUGAAUCAGAAGUGAACAGGCAGAAUGACCGAAGUGAGUGGCGCGGCAAGCAGUUGUGGGACUGGCCAACGGGGAAAGGGGCUCCAUUCCCUCCUUUCUCCAACUCUUUGCCUUUUAUGUUUCUUUGGUGGGCAAUCCUGAUGGACUGUGGCUGGGAUCCCCACGUGGAGGGGCGGCAGGGAGGAUUGAGGGUUCGCAUAGCCGGAGACUAACAGAUGCUUUCCUCUCUCCUCUUCCCUUCUCCUGUUUCCCCAUUCAUUGCUGAUAUCCCUCCAGUGAUAACCAUACCCAUUGUUGAUAACGCACCGACAGGCUGAUUGGCACCGAGAUCACCAAACCUGCCCUAGACUGGAUAAUUAAAAAAAAAAAAAAAACAAUCUUCAUUAGGAAACAGAUCUUAGAAUGAAGUCUGGAGUGUGGAAACUGUUCUUUUUCUUUUUCCUUUCCUGUAAUCCCAGCAGUGCUGCUGGGCUGAUUCUGCUUUCUACUUUUGCCUCGGUUUGGCUCAUCCAUCUCCUUUCUCAUAAACCCUUGCUUCCAUAUCCACAAAUACCAGGAAUUGAGGACCCGGGGACAAAGGACUAGACGUUGGCCUCUGUUUGUAGAUCCAGGAAUAUCGCUUAAUGACUGCCUUCAGAAAGGGGCGGCAGGGGGAAAGUUGAAAGGAAAGGACAGCAGAGUGCUCUGAUUCAGAGAGAACCCUGUCCCGCCGCCCUCACCCCUUCUUCUGUUAAGUCAGUCCAGUAGUCUGUUGGAAAAGCUGAAGCACAAGAUGUCGCGGGCCAACACAACUGUCCCUGGAGCCAGCUCCGGUCACUGGGGCCUGUGAAGGGCAGGCCGGGGCACUUUGUGUAGGUUCUAAAGCCAUAGGAAUUUCCAUCUUCCAGAGCCUUUCUGAGUGAGUCACUUGUAUUCACAGUCUCAAGUCUUGGUGGCCGUUCCCCCGGCCUUUCAGUAUCCCCCAAAGACACAGAACUGAGCCCCUGGGCUGCUUGGUGAGUUAAUGCUACAGGAUGUCAGGUGUGGCCCCCGGGCUUGCUUUUUAACCCCCAGUAGGGAGGAAAGACUUGGAAGAGCAGGGAUCUUGCGUGUCGCCAGAAGAGAAGGCCAGUGACCGUUGGCAGCGAGGUGGGGGUCUUGAUAUCUGGUCUCAGUUGGACAAAUUCUGUCAGGUGAGAGAGGUUCCCUUUCAGCUGCUAGCUAACUCUGCCCAGGCAAGUUCAGUGCUCUGCAGCACUCUCCAAAUAGAAGGCAUUGGUGGUCUUUCAGGGGCUCCCCAGCCUCUCCGUCGGCGCUCGGGUGGGGACCAAGGCAGAGCUUUUUGGUUUGGGUUUUGACUCCUGCUCCGGCACAGGCUGUUAGCUAACCACGCCCCCAAAGUCAGCCCGGGCUGCUGUGAGGUCAGGCACCCCAGAUGGGCGGUUAUCCGGUGGUCCUCUGGCCAUCCAGAGCCCGAUGCGGGCCUCAGUUCUCCUUCAGAUGCUCGCCCAUCCUAGAAGGACAACAGAGGCCUUGGGGACCUCAUUUGGGGACACCAGACUGCCAGUCCAUCAAGCGCUUUUUUUUUUUUUUUUUAAAGGUUUGUUCAUUUGUUGUUGGGCUUUUUUUCCCCAAGCCAAAGUUUGGUUUGCUCUUAAGACAAUUUUUGUUGUGUGUAUAUAAAUCUUUUAGUUAGACUGAAAAUUGGGGGGGGGGGGCUUUCACAAACUCUAGAAAAUGGGGAAGUGGGUUUUGUUCUUUUGACUUUUUUUCUUUUUUGAAGGGGAGCAUUUACUGAUGAAAGCAGAUAUCUGAGUGCAGUCUAGUGUCAUGUUCGAUCCAGUGUGAUUUCCACAAGAUGCCCUUUGGAGCUGAGACUAAGCUAAGAUCCCCAGUAGCAGCCUGAAAGGGCAGGGCAUAGAGAUGCUUCUCACUGGCAUUUCAUGCCCGGGAAGAGGAGAGACGCGAUGCGGGGAGAGAAGCUAGUUGCCGGGGAUGACCACUUGAGUCAGCUCCUCUCAGCCUUUCAGUUCAGCUGGUUCUGGCUGUGGGCCCCAGAAGGCCGGGCUCCUUGUCCCCAGUGGCUGUGGGCGGUGUUCCCCAGAAGGACCCUGGGGAGCUCAGCUCCUGUAGAGGCUGAGGACUGAGGCUCUGCUCCCCCAAGGGCCUGAGAGAGGCCGGCAUCCAGCGCAGACCUGGGCUUUCUAGAGGCAGGUUCCUCAGAUGCUCGUGGUGCAUCCUCUUUUCUCUUGUCAUUUGAUUUUUACAAAACAGCCAAGUGGAAGCUUGUCCGAGGAGGUCAGUGGCAGGCCCCAAGCCCUUGCGGACCGGCUCUACCUGAGAGCGGGAUGGCCUCCCUGCUUAGCUCUGGGUCCAGACUCUGUAAGUCAGGCUUUCCUCCGCUGUUUGCUCUGGCAGCUGGGUGAUUGCAUAGGGUUCCUCCCACAAAACCCGGGACAGAUCUCAUGAGAGCCUUCCCUUCCCGCUCCCAGUCCUCCCCAAACUCCCCGCGGGACAUUGGGCCGCUCAGAUUUGCCAGGGUUUAGCCAUUAGGGUCCGGCCUUUGCGGAGCUGGUGAUGGUGGCAGAGUCCAAAGGGAAAAGCAUUGAAAGCGUUCUGGCUGGCAACCACGACUAGGCCAAUCGAGCCAACUUUGCGGGCUUCGGUUCUUGAGACGGGCAGCACCCGGGCUGAGGGAUCUGAGGAGGGGAAGGCGGCGAUAUCUUCACGCCUCUUCCCUCCGGGGUCUGCUGCGCUCAGUGAGUCAGAGGAAGUGAAGGAGUCAAAGUUCGUUAGGGACAUCCUAUUAUUAGUUAUACUAAGCAGCCUCCGAAAGCAAGGGGCGUAAAAAUGGGGCUUGGAACAUAUAAUUCCCAAGAAUAUGCAAAUAGGGCAUCAUAAAUUCCCCUUCCCUCUGCCCUGGGUAAAGAGACCGGUGGGAAACGGUCUGGGGAGCGCCAGGAAUCCAGGAUAAGAGGGGCUGGGGGGAGGAGGGGGUGUCCGGAGCUUCUCCCCUUUUGCCAGGCCCGGCUCCAAAGAGGGGGAGCUGGGCCACUCACUGCUUUUGGCAGCCCUCUAGCACAGCACCCUUGGAGGACAGGGUUCGCCCCUGGAUGCUGGAGGAAAGGAAGUUGGGGGGGAGGGGGCGGGGGGUUGGGUAGUGGUGGUUUUAAAGCGUAUGUUACCUGUUUGCACUGUUUUAAAAUAGGACAAAAAAUAGUGGACAAGGUAAACGUCAAAUGUAAACUUCUGUGUGUCUUUAUUUUUCUGUCAUGCUCUUGAAAAUGUUGACCAUUUGUAGUAUACACCAGUGAAACUUGAUUCUCGAUUGCAUAAAACACUAUUUUUUGGCUCUGUUACUGUCCAAAAGCCCCUCUCUUUACCGCCCCCUCCCCCCCUUCCUUGCGAGCCCUCUGUCCUCUCGACACUUGUCGAAAGGAAGAGCAGAGACUGCCGGGGCGGCCUCUGGGCCAGGGUCUUUCCGCACGUUUGCUGAAGUCCUUGAGACGCUUUGAUUUGGGUGCUGGGCCUGGGGAGGGGGUCCCCACACCAGACAGCAACAAGUGGUUUACUUCCCAAACCCAGGACACUAGGAAUGGGGGUGAGGAGGGGUUCCCCGAGCUGUCUAAUUGGCUGUUGCCGUUGAGUUCUCCUCCAUGUUACCACAACUGUAGCCAGUUAAAGUUUACUCAGGAAAACGGUCGAUCAAUUCAGCCAUGGUAGUGCUGGUUGGCAGGGAUUUGGUAACUCACGGAGAACUUGCCCACCGGCCAAAACCCAAACCUUGCUUUUAAGGAAGCGGCCAGCCCGGAGGAGUGGCCCCGGCGCCCGGCGGGCAGUCUGAGUGCCAGUGCUGGGAGGGUUCAGGUGAGACUGGCACCGAAAGGCAAGAAGGGGCAUCCUCUCUCUUCCCUCCCCGCUAGCUUCCCAGGAGGGGCUCCGUGUUGGGGAUUUGGGGUUUUAUUUUGUACUUUUUUCUAUUUGGUGCCCUGGGGCCUAAUGUGCUUUGAGGAAUGCCAAUCCCCCAUCAAGACUCCCAGCUUCAGUCUGUCUCUCGGUUUUGGGAUUUUUUUUUUCUGUUCACAGUAUUUGUGUGUGUGUGUGUGUGUGUAUGUGUGUGUGUGUGUGUGUAUGAGUGUGUACAUGCGUACAUGCGUGUGUGCACACGUGUGUUUUGGCAGCUCAGUUUGGCUGUAUUAUAUAUUGAGUGAUAAAUUAAUCCUCCUUUUUUCCUCUAAGGGAUAUAAGUUGUUUCUCUCUCUCUCCUCCUCUCUCCCCCACCCCCCAUCUGCCCAUCUGUCUGUCUCUCUUUCUGUCAUUAUACUUCUGCUUGUGAAUAGCUGGAGUGAAUCCUGGGGCUGAUGGCACACAUAAGCUAGGGCUGCGGAAUGAGAACAGCCAGUGUAGAGGUCACUUGCACCCCCCAGGCUGACCUACCUGAGACUCUGGGCUUUUCAGUUCAAAUCAUUGCAAGACUAAAAAUGCCACCGAGCUGCCCCCCCUUUCCUCUCCCUCCAGCCCCCCAUGGCAGUGACUGAAUCAUCCCUCUGUGCAGUUCCUCCUGCCCCCUCUCAUUGCCAUGGCAAAACCGGUACCUUUGGGGCAUAGGGUGCAUCAAAUAGGAUGCUUGUAUAUUUAACCACCUGGCCUUCCCUCCUCCUCUCCAUCUUUCCAUUCCUUUCUUCCUUCUCUCCAUCCUUCCUCCAUCCCCUCUAUCCUUCCUUCCCUUCAUCCUUCCUCCCUCCCUCUAUCUUUCCUUCCCUCCUUCCUUCCUUUCUUCUCCCCUCCCUUUCUUCCUUCUUUUCUCCCUCUCCCCCUCUGUCCUUUCCUUCCUUCUUUCUCUAUCUUCUCUUCCUUCCCUCUCUUCUUUCCUGCUUCCCUUCCUCGUUCCCUUCCUUCCAUUUCCCUUUUCUCCUUCCUUUCCCCCAUCACUUCCUAGGACGCCAGAGCUGCUGCCCAGGGUCCUGUUUCCCUGCUAAUCCCAGAGAAGCACCCAGGGCUUUGUGACAGCCUCUAUCCUCCCCACCCCCCUCCUCUUGUUAAGUAUCAUAAUGUAUAGUAGCUUUCAGACCAUACAGUAUUCAUUGGGUUACUCCUAUUAUUAUCAAGUAGCUGGAAUUGUGAAGGUCGGAGUAGUUAGAUCUUUAGCUUUUACUCCUUAUUUUUUUUUUGUAUUACUAUCCAUGUGUAUAAAUUAUUGAUCAUGUUGCUGGCUUUUAUAAACUCUUCGCAAGGGAGGGGCGCUGCCUUAACCUUUGCAAAUGGUAAUGAAGCACUGUUUUUAAAUAAAAGAGAGAAACACCAA